Dictyostelium purpureum is the source of this 1176-nucleotide messenger RNA. RefSeq lists its product as uncharacterized. Gene Ontology annotation, molecular function: 2-oxoglutarate-dependent dioxygenase activity. The record is from RefSeq and is a predicted model, not a curated record. Lineage: Eukaryota; Evosea; Eumycetozoa; Dictyosteliales; Dictyosteliaceae. The coding region runs from base 1 to 1176 and encodes 391 amino acids. The transcript is spliced from 3 exons.
AUGAAAUUGGAAAGAAUUGAAAAUCCAAACAGAGAGUUAUUCGAACAAUUUGUUUUGAAUAAUAAACCAUUUAUCAUAACCAAUAGUGUAUCAAAUUGGGAAUGCUUUAAAAAAUGGUUACCUACAAAUAACAAUAAAAUAAAUGAAGAUUAUUUGAGCACAAUGAUAAAAAAUAAACAAAUACCAGUCAGAGAGAAUGUAGAUUACAGUUCAGGUGAAUGGUUAGGAAAAACAACAGAGAUCGAUUUUCAAAUAUUUUAUAGUUUAUGGAAAGAACAUUACAUACAGUUUAAACAACAAUCGAAUAAUAGUAAUAGUAAUAGUAGUAAUAAUGGUAUUAAUGAUGAUAAUAAUAAUAAUAAUAAAAAGCCCAAAUAUUACUUAGCAAGUUUACCAGUUAAAACAUAUUUUAAAGAGCUUGAAAAUGAUUAUAUUACACCAGAAAUUCCACUAGAGCAGAAUAAAUCAGCAAAUUUAUGGAUUGGUUUUAAAGAUCAAGUCACACCGUUACAUCAUGAUUUCUCUUCGGGUGACCCUGGCAUGGAUGGUUUGCAUGCAGUUAUUAUUGGAAAGAAAUUAUUUAAAUUAUUUGACCCAGAAUUAAAUGUUGGAUGUUUUAAAAGAAAAAGAGAAUGGGGACAAUUUCACCAUGCAGAGUUUGAUAUAGAUAAGCCAGAUUAUAAUUUGUACCCAGAAGCAAGAAGUGCAAUUUGUAUCAAUGUCGAAUUAAAUCAAGGCGAAAUUUUAUAUAUACCUAAAUUGUGGUGGCACUAUGUAAAAACAUUAGAACCAUCGAUAAGUUUAAAUUUUUGGUUUCAACAUAUGGGCUCAGAAAUGUUAAAGCUAACUAAACUUUGGGGACAUAUGGAGGAUUAUUUAGAUGCAGUUUACAACAUGUCUACAAACCAAGUUUCAAACGAUAAAAUGAAAUCAAUUUUAAAUUACCUAGGUGAUGGCAAACAAAGUUAUGAUGACCAUCAAAUACAACAGUAUAAAGAUGAUCCAUUCAGGUUUAUGAAGUUUCCAAAAUUUAUAAACUCAUUUUCCAAUGCAGUAAACAAUCCACUAUUCAGGAACCACCCUUCAAAAGAGCAGUUUAAAAUUCAAAUGACACAGUUGGUAAAUAAUUGGAUAGAUAGAAAAGAGUUGGAAAGAAAACAACAAGAAAAUAAAUAA